Messenger RNA from Schizosaccharomyces octosporus yFS286, 1146 nucleotides. Its product is annotated as imidazoleglycerol phosphate dehydratase. The coding region runs from base 209 to 859 and encodes 216 amino acids. The transcript has a single exon. Gene Ontology annotation, biological process: L-histidine biosynthetic process. The record is from RefSeq and is a predicted model, not a curated record. Gene Ontology annotation, molecular function: imidazoleglycerol-phosphate dehydratase activity. Lineage: Eukaryota; Fungi; Ascomycota; Schizosaccharomycetes; Schizosaccharomycetales; Schizosaccharomycetaceae.
GGAUUAUGUUAAUCCGUUUUAAAAAUUACAAAUCAAGUUCACUAUAUGCCGAGUUCCUAUCGAAAAAGUAGGUAUCAGAGGAAGAGUGAAUUUACAAAACUGAGUCUUUGAACUUGACAAUAAAACAUAUUAUUUAACUCGGACCAAAGAGUUCUUUAUAUUUAGCUUUCUAGAUUUUAUAUCUUUAAGAUAAAAAAUAACUGAUAAAAUGAGAACUGCAUUCUUUCAGAGAGACACAAAUGAAACAAAAAUUUGCGUUGCUAUUGCUUUAGACAAGGCUCCUUUGCCUAAGGAAUCGGACUUUUUGGAUGAAGUCAUUACCUCAAAGCAUGCCAAUCAAAAGGGUGAACAGACAAUCCAAGUUGACACUGGUAUUGGCUUUCUCGACCACAUGUACCAUGCAUUAGCUAAACAUUCCGGCUGGAGCCUUCGUCUAUAUUCUCGGGGUGAUUUGGUUAUAGAUGAUCAUCAUACAGCUGAGGAUACUGCAAUUGCCUUGGGUAUGGCUUUCAAGAAAGCGAUGGGCAAUUUCGCCGGUGUUAAACGCUUUGGCCAUGCUUAUUGUCCUUUGGAUGAAGCUCUUUCCAGAGCUGUUGUUGAUUUGUCCGGCCGUCCUUACUCCGUCAUUGAUCUUGGAUUGAAGCGUGAAAAGAUCGGCGAGCUUUCUUGCGAAAUGGUUCCCCAUCUUUUGAAUUCAUUUGCUACUAGCGCUGGCAUUACUCUGCACAUCUCUUGCUUGUAUGGUAACAACGACCAUCACCGUACGGAAAGUGCCUUCAAAUCUUUUGCGGUUGCAUUGCGUACCGCUACUACUUUAACUGAGAGUAAAGAGGUUCCCAGCACAAAGGGUGUUUUGUAAAUUGGUAAACGGAAUGAAAUGGUUGUGCUUUGUUUUGGAACAAUUUAUAGACAUGGGAAGUAUUUACAUAAGAAUUUGAUUCAUCUUGUCGCGUUUGCGAUAUCCAAAUCUUGAUUUCUGUCAGAAUUAACUACUCCACGAGAUUAUUUCAAAGUUUUUCAUUUGUAUACUGUAUAAUACUAUUUAUUACUCAAAACGAAGGAUGAGAGUUGUAACUCUUCAUUGACCGAUCUAGUUCACUAGGACGACAAGACAAAGCAAUACAUUUAAUGAAUUCUCAUAUCCAG